This is a messenger RNA of Lingula anatina, 1404 nucleotides long. RefSeq names its product cyclin-dependent kinase 11B-like. Gene Ontology annotation, molecular function: protein serine/threonine kinase activity; ATP binding. NCBI's taxonomy places the organism in Eukaryota, Metazoa, Brachiopoda, Lingulata, Lingulida, Lingulidae. Gene Ontology annotation, cellular component: nucleus. The record is from RefSeq and is a predicted model, not a curated record. Gene Ontology annotation, biological process: regulation of mitotic cell cycle; protein phosphorylation.
AUGUCUGACUCAGAGCAGGAGCAAGGAGAGUUGUCAGCGUCCCCAGACAACAGUCCUAACAGGCGUGUGGUGAUACAGGAUGAGGAGUCUGCCAUUUCCCAGCAUUCCUCAGCCUCUGCUGGCAGCGACAGGGAAGAUACAAGGAAGGAGGGAAGUGUAGAGAAGGAGGAGAGACAUGAGGAACAGGAAUCUCUUGACAUUAAACCUCCACAGUCUCAGGCAGGCAAGAAAGAAAAACACAAACAUAAACGUAAACACAGAGAAGACAGAGACAGGGGCAAGGACUACAGAAAGAGAGGCAGAGAGGGAGAGAAAGAGCGCGGAGAGAGAGGCAGGGAGGGAGAGAAGGAACGAGUUGAGAGAGGAAGGGAGCAGAGACAGGAGAAAGGCCUGGACCAGAGAGAGAGGGAACGCAUGAGGAUCAAAGAGGAAAAUAUCAGGAGGGAGGAGUCUAAGCGGGAAAGGGAGAGGUUAGAAAACAUGGAGCGAGAAAAGCGACGUGAACGUGACAUGAAGGAGAGGAUGGCCAGGGAGAGAGAGCGAGAUCUAGAACGCAGGCACAGAAAGGGGGAGCCACGGUCAAGAAAAGCAGGCGAAGAUUCAAGUGAGCGCAGACGAGAAGAGAGGAGGUCAGACAAAUCACGCCCUGACCGCAGUCGCAGCAGACACACAGACAGACAGGACAGAGAGGACAGUCGCACGCGGGGUAGUAACCAGCGCGGGAACACGAGGGAAGAGGAAAAACGACCGUCCCCAAUCCUGCCCCCAGAGGUCACCCCUGAGCACGCUGAGGAGGCAAUGGAAACACAAGAAGUGACAAACGACAGGCAGUCCCCAGAAUCCAGCGAGGAGUCUGAAAAAGAGGCCACAGAGCAAAGUGAAAGCGAGGCAGAGGAGCAACAAGUCGCAGAGGAGAGCGGGAGCGGUGAGUCGGAGUCCGAGUCUGGUAGUAGCAGCAGUGGAGAAUCUGAAGACAGUGACUCAGCAGAGGAGGAGGAGGAGGAACAGAAACCUAAGCCAGAAAAAGUACGCUCUAAAUUCGAUGAUCAGUCCUCUCCUGAGGAGAGUGAGACCGAGUCAGUCCCUGAGCCAUCAGAGGCGGCUUAUGCUGAGGGGGUCCUUGACGACACCCCUCCCCAGUCCCCCGUGGAACUCAAAAAGGAACUCCCGUCCUAUUAUCCCGCAAUCCAAGGCUGUCGAAGUGUGGAGGAAUUCCACUGUCUAAACAGGAUAGAGGAGGGCACGUAUGGGGUGGUGUACAGGGCCAGGGAUAAGAAAAAGGAUGAAAUUGUAGCACUGAAGAGGUUAAAGAUGGAGAAAGAAAAGGAAGGAUUCCCCAUUACCUCGAUAAGAGAGAUUAACACCAUUUUGAAGGCGCAACACAUGAACAUAGUCACAGUUAGG